GAGCGGGGGAACGUAACGCGUACCGUACAAUAAAAACAGUGUCGGUAGUUCCCUCUCAGCGUGUGGUUCCUGACAUCAUCACCGACGAGAUUAAACAAUGUCUGCGCUCCGCAAACUGUUCGACCCCAAACUCUUCAACAAAAAAAUCCUCGCCUGCGCCGCCUCUUCCAAGCACUGUUAUUACUCGACAGACGCCUCGGAAUUCGUCCUGCAUUCCGAUCUCGCAGACGUGGAAAUUCCAAAGCUCUCCAUUGACGAAUACGUGUUCCAGAAAGUCGACAAGUGGCCCCGGAGAAUUGCCGCAGAAUGUGGUACCACCGGCCGGAACUACACGUACGAAGACAUUCUGAAGAAAGUCACCAAUUUGAGUAAGAAUUUUCGGAAGAAGUUGAAGCUACAAAAAGGGGACGUUGUUGCUGUUUUGUUGCCCAAUUCGCCCGAGUUUGUGGUUGUGGCACUGGGGGCCCUCAAAGCCGGACUUAUCGUGACCACUUUGAACCCUAUUUAUACACCAGACGAAAUUUCCCGUCAACUAUCCGACUCCUCCACUAAAGCUAUAAUCACCUUCUCCGACUUGUUCCAACUCGCGAAGGCCUCAACCAACUUGCUACAAACUGGGACAUCUGUCCCCAUCUUGACAAUAAAAACACAGCCAUCCCAGGCCACUCCAGCUGGCGCCCUCAACUUCGACGAGUUCACCGAAAAUGUGGACUUCCCGGACGUACCGGCCGCAGACACCAACGACGUGGCCUUCUUACCCUACUCCAGCGGUACCACCGGCCUGCCAAAAGGGGUACAACUCACCCAUCGCAACAUCAUCGCCAAUCUGUGCCAGUUCAACUCCAAGGAGCUGUCCGUGAUUGAAGAAACCACCAGUGACCACCAGGACGUAAUUCCAGCGGUACUGCCGCAGUUCCAUAUUUACGGACUCACCGCCACGACGCUGCACCUCUUCUCCAAAGGGUGCAAAACCGUCGCCAUAGCGAAAUUUACACCAGAAUUGUAUAUAGCGACGUUGAGGAAGCAUAAACCGGAUGUGCUAUUCGCGGCACCACCUCUGGUUCUUUUCCUGGCAGGGCAUCCAGCGGUGACUUCGUCUGAUCUCCAGUCCGUGAGGACGUUACUGUCAGGGGCUGCUCCUCUCGGUGCUUUAGACGAAGAGCGCUUUCUAGCUAAAGCACAAAAAGACAUCAAUAUUUUUCAAGGGUACGGGUUAACCGAAACGUCCCCCAUGGUCACGAUGACGCGCAAAGACUUGCGCCAGUUCGCCAACUCGAGUGGUACCAUAGGGAGACCCGUGGCUCAAACGUCUAUCAAAAUAGUGGACCCUAAUGACCCUAAUUUCACACCAUUGGGGCCUAAUCAGAAGGGAGAGCUUCUGGUGAAGGGGCCACAAGUGAUGUUGGGUUAUCACAAGCGCCCCCAACAAAUGAAGGAGACGUUUACGGACGAUGGGUGGUUGCGAACGGGAGACUUGAUGUUCUAUAACGACGACAGGUUGUUGUUUGUCAGUGAUAGGUUAAAGGAGUUGAUUAAAGUGAAAGGGUUUCAAGUACCCCCAGCCGAGUUGGAAGAGAUUAUUCGGGACUUCCCGGAUGUUGAAGACGCGGCGGUUGUGGGAGUGCCGCACGCGCGAGACGGGGAAGUACCGCGCGCCUUUAUAGUACCAAAACAAGGAAAGAAGGUGGAUGUUCAGAAGUUACAAGAUUUUGUGAAUGGAAAGGUGGCGCCGUACAAGAAAUUGGCAGGAGGGGUGGAGUUGGUCGAGAGUAUUCCCAAAAAUAAUACUGGCAAGAUUUUGCGACGACUAUUGAAGGAGAAAUACGAACAACGUCAAAGUUAGCCAAUUUUUUUAUUCUGAGGAUUUUAAUUUUAAAUAAAUACGAAUCAACAGUA
Messenger RNA from Zophobas morio, 1896 nucleotides. RefSeq lists its product as uncharacterized. Gene Ontology annotation, molecular function: long-chain fatty acid-CoA ligase activity. NCBI's taxonomy places the organism in Eukaryota, Metazoa, Arthropoda, Insecta, Coleoptera, Tenebrionidae. The transcript has 5 exons. The record is from RefSeq and is a predicted model, not a curated record. Gene Ontology annotation, biological process: long-chain fatty acid metabolic process; fatty-acyl-CoA biosynthetic process. Gene Ontology annotation, cellular component: mitochondrion. Bases 98 to 1843 code for a protein of 581 amino acids.